Messenger RNA from Dreissena polymorpha, 441 nucleotides. Its product is annotated as tubulin alpha-3 chain-like. Gene Ontology annotation, biological process: mitotic cell cycle; microtubule cytoskeleton organization. Bases 1 to 441 code for a protein of 146 amino acids. The transcript has 2 exons. The record is from RefSeq and is a predicted model, not a curated record. Lineage: Eukaryota; Metazoa; Mollusca; Bivalvia; Myida; Dreissenidae. Gene Ontology annotation, molecular function: GTP binding; structural constituent of cytoskeleton. Gene Ontology annotation, cellular component: cytoplasm; microtubule.
AUGCUUGGUACACAAGGACUCCCAGCAUUACAUAAAAUAAUUAAUUUUCAGCGCGAGUGCAUCUCUAUCCACGUUGGACAAGCAGGCGUGCAGAUUGGAAAUGCCUGCUGGAAGUUGUAUUGCCUUGAGCAUGGAAUUCAGCCUGAUGGUCAGAUGCCUAGUGACAAGAACAUUGGCGGUGCGGAUGAUUCCUUCAAAACCUUCUUUAGCGAGACUGGUGCAGGCAAACAAGUCCCAAGAGCUGUGUUUGUGGACUUAGAGCCACCUGUUGUUGAUGAGGUCAGGACUGGUUUAUACAGACAGCUAUUCAACCCAGAACAACUCAGCACUGGCAAGGAAGUUGCAGCCAACAACUAUGCUAGAGGUCACUGUACCACUGGAAAGGAAAUAGUUGACCUUUUGCUGGAUCGCAUCAGGAAAUUAGUAAAAUUGUGUUUUUGA